This is a messenger RNA of Caenorhabditis sp. 36 PRJEB53466, 4403 nucleotides long. The record is from the annotation of a GenBank genome assembly. NCBI's taxonomy places the organism in Eukaryota, Metazoa, Nematoda, Chromadorea, Rhabditida, Rhabditidae.
AUGAAGAGAUUGUUUCAGCGAAUGAGCGGAAGCGAAGAGGAGCAUCUCGUCUCGCUGACGUUCCGCAAAAACGAGGAAGACGACGGAGGGACAGAAGUGAAGGAGAAAGCGCCGCCGACGAGGACGAAGAUGGAGUUCGUCAACCAGGUGAGAGAUCGAGGAGACGAACCGUUCUCUGAUAGCCGUAGUCUAGCGAAUAGAUCAACGACUUGUGUCCGGUUGCAUUCAAAAAACGCGCCUUCUCUCUCGCUCGUCAUGCUGUUAUCGUUAUCGUUCAGAACUUUGUCGAAAGCACGGAGGACGAGUCUGAUCUGUCGACGCCAACGGCCGCCGGACCGCCACUGGGCGCUGCACUUAACGGCGACGAAACCCCGACAGUGAGUCUUCUCCUUUUCCCGCCUCGUUUAUCUUUUUGCAAAUCGGUUAGUCGGUCCAAAGGUUGCAAUAAUAGCGGGCGAAAAAGUUGGUUGAAGUGGGCGGAAUGUAUUUUUGGUUUUUCAGUUUUCCAGUGGCAUUGCAGACUGGGAAACUGAAAGUGCGUGAGUAAUCCGAUUCGUGACCAUUGAUCAGAGUUCACAGUGAUGACACAUCCGACUCAAAAUAUCUGAGAUUGACAAAACAUACAUCUGAAACUGAACCCAUUCGUAUUCGUCAUCGGUCGACCGAUAAACAAAACCGUUGGUUGCCAUCGCAAAUCAUAGCAAUAAUGGCCUGAUAUCUGUCUCUUCUGUCUCUUUUUUCGCACUUUUUCUGUGUUCGAUGAUUCUGCAUCUGAUUCAGAUUCGCACCCGUCGCCCCUCUCACCUAGUCUCAUCGACCUUUCUCGUCUGUUUAGCGCGUCGCAAAAUGAGAGAACGGAGAAUAAACGAUACGCAGAAUGACCGAAAAAGCAGAAUGAUAGGACGUGGUGUACAUAGAACUCCUUAUCGGCAGAAAAGUAACAGAGAGAGAGAGAGAGAGAGAGAGAAAAGGGGAGGCUGACUGCACGGGGCAUCGGCGCGGGUUGCAUUCUGUGUGGAACUGCACACACAAAUACACUUAUACUCGUUUAUUUCUCACGAUGGUUCUUGGUAGACGGAAAGACUCGCGGGCGACCAAGUCCGAUGAUACGGUAGGUCUGGCAGACUAGUAUGAGUAGGAUAAAAAACAAAUGUGUCGAAACUACGGUAGCUUCCCAAGCCUCUCCUCAUUCAUACUGACUAACUGUUUUUUCUUCAAAGAAACACUGUAGUCUACAUCCUUCUAUCUAUUCAACUUCCGCGUUAGACAUCUUCUCGCUUCUCCGCGAAAAAAUGUUAAUUUUUUCAGCAUCCUGACCCCACAGCAAAGUACACAAUGGCACAAACGAAAGAUGGAGAUCUCUCACGGCCGUCUGCUCUUCCGGUAAGUCCGCCCCAUCCUUUAUUAUGGUUUCUGAAUAAGCUACCUGUAUUCAGAACAACGGAAAUCCGGGAGCUUCAGCGCCCGUUCUGCCGGCCGCCAAAUCAUUUCCGAAUCCGAAGUCGAUCGCAACUCCAGUGCCUCCGCGGAGAAAUCGUCGGCCAAAAGUUUGUUUCCUUUUCCAGUUUACCUUAUGAUUUCCGUCCUGCCUUAUUGACUUAUCGUGCCAAAAUGCCUAACGCACAGUCUGAUAAAGACUGUUUUACUGCCGCGAUCCUAAGAGCACCGAAUGUCCUGGACUUGUUCGGUGUUUGGGCACAAAAGAUAACGAGAAGUUGUGGAGUUUGGAGUCUGACGAAUUCGAGUAAACAAGGUGUAAAUGUCUCCAAAAAAAAAGUGACGAAGAAGCAUAUGCUUUGAAACGUGCCUGAGAGAAACAGACGGAAUGGACAAGGGAUGCGUCACUAUGUUGAAUUUCGCUCAGUUCCGUCCCUCCACGCUCCGUAUUCUUUCCCAUUCGUCACUUUUUGCUAUUUCUCAACACGCAGCUAGCUACUGCUCGAGAAACUUCGAUAAUGUCUUCGCAACGUAGACAAAUCCGCUCGAAAAGUGUCCCGCACGCUCGUCAGCUUCUCGUUGAUCGCGUUCAGAGAAACGAGCGGAAUCUCGAGGGACCGUUUCAAAGUAUUCUCUGGCAGAAAUAUGUUCUAGAACGGCCUAAGGUACUGUAAAUGUGCAUCCUAAAUAUUGUUGUGAUCCUCAAUGAAAGCUGGUCUAAUUAUCUUCUAUUUCAGGUGACAGAGUUGAAAUGCUCAGAAGUGCGGUGGUUCUACCAAGAGCCGAAGGCUACCCUGUGGACGCCGUUCAAUGGACGCGACUCCAUCAUGCUCGAGAUCAAAUUCAGGAGAGAGAAACACAUCGAAUUAGAUGAGGACACGAAAAUGAUCUACGACGAGCAACUGCUCGACUACAAAAUGGAUAAUCUCAACUUGGACAAUGACGAUGAGAAGCGGAUGGUGGUUGUGUUGAACGGACAGUAUCGAGUGAAUGCUGACAACACAAAGAUUGACCCGAUAUACUGGAAGGAGGACACGAAGGAGAUUCGCAGAGGAACGUGGUUCUCGCCGGACUAUCAACCUGUGGAAAUGCCGCUUUGCGAUCAAAUUGAAAAGAACCACUUGCAAUGCUUCAGAAAUCAGAUGAUUCCAGAGGGAACGACGGUGUUCUCGAAAUCAGAGACGAGUAAUAAGCCAAGUGAGUGACUGAUUCCCCAAGAAAUCUAAACGAAUAUUAAUUUCAGUUCUUGCCGAGCUUCACGUCGUAGGGUACGACAUCCGAUGGAGUUCAGUCAUUGAUAUCACCCUUCAUCAGAAAGGAAAUGCUAUUAUGAGAUACUUGUGGUCCAAGUCGACGCCUUUGCGGAGGGGAUACGAGAAGGAAGCCGAUUGGAAUGAUGCGGCGGCCGAAAUCAGCCAUCUCAUACUCGUUGUGCACGGAAUCGGACAGAAAGGAUACGAGAAUCUGAUUGCUCAGAACGCUAUGCAGUAAGUACCACCUAAUCCGGUAUUCCCUUAUUGCUGACAAUCCAGAGUUCGUGAUGGAGUCGUGGCGGCUAUGGAGAGACACUAUCCGGACGAAAAAACUAGGCCGAUGUUCCUGCCGGUGGAAUGGAGAUCCUCACUGGUGCUCGACAACGGACUCACUGACAACAUAACCAUUCCGAAAAUGAGCAGUAUGAGAGCAUCGCUUAACAGUACGGCCAUGGACGUCAUGUAUUACCAAAGUCCUUUGUUCAGAACUGAGGUACAGUAAUCCAGAGGGUGGUGCCAACCUCAUCCUGUCAUUUUCAGAUUGUUCGAGGUGUUACCUCCCAACUAAAUCGUACCUACAAGCUGUUCAAAUCCAAUAAUCCGCAGUUCUCCGGACACAUCUCCAUCUUCGGUCACUCGCUCGGAAGCGUCAUCGUCUACGACAUUCUCACAGAAUACUCCCCACUGAUGCUCUAUGAUAAAUACGUGACGAAGUCCAUAGAUGAGUACUUGAAGCGAAGUGAAUCGGGCACGGAAGAAGCGACACGAGCGAUGGAGGCGAUGAAAUUGGCGAGAGAGCAGAUCAGAGACAAAAUGGAAGGAGGCAUUCAGAAGAUACUUCUUACAAAAGAAGAACAGCUGGAUUUCAAAGUGAAGUACCUGUUCGCAGUGGGCUCUCCGCUUGGAGUGUUCCUGACGAUGCGAGGUGGAUCUUCGACCGAUCUUCUGUCUGCGGCGACGAAUGUGGAGCGAGUGUUCAACAUCUUCCAUCCGUACGAUCCGGUUGCUUACCGUCUCGAACCGUUCUUCACUCCCGAAUACAAAACAUUCGUCCGAUCAAGCUGUUCCAAACGAAUGACAUGCGGGCGCGUGCUUCUUACGAGGAUCUUCCGUUGGAUGUGUACAAGCAUUAUCUGAAGAAACUAAAGAAUCAGAACAAGAACAAGAAAGGUAAGGAUGACAAGGAGGCCCGCAGUGGAGGAGACGAUGAGAUUGACGAGGAAGACGAGUGCGACUCUGAGGAGGACGCUCGAAGCGGAUGCUCAUCGCCCCGUUCGAUGACGCCGCCGCCAUUCGAGAAUGCUGUGAAGGAGCCAAAAGCAGUCAAAAAAGGAUGGUUCUCUUUCGGGACCUCCAACAACAAUCCGAAAAAGACGCAGAGCACUGCAAGUCUGAACGGAACAGUCGGUGCCACUUCGACAGAACACAUUGAAGUGGGGAAAGAAGCGAUUGCUGAUCUGCCGCUGGCCGAGAAGAUUCUUGGAGCGGGAGUUCGAGUUCCGCAUCGCAUUGACUUUCAGCUUCAGGUAAGACCACAAGCUACUUUACUUACAAAAACUGUUUUUGCAGCCGGCCCUCACCGAGAAAAGUUACUGGUCCGUUCUCAAGUCGCACUUUGCCUACUGGACGAACGCCGAUCUCGCUCUGUUCCUGGCGAACAUGCUUUACUGCAAACCCGCGAAACCCGAAGAAGCCAAACCGACGUGGGCGUAA